AUGGAUCCAUCAUUCAUCCCGAAGGAGCUAGCAGGGAAAGACAUCUACAAGAUUCUGGGUCUCAGCUAUAACGAUGCAGAUAAAGAAAAUAUAAAAAAUGUAAUAAGAAAAAGGUACCUCAAGUAUGCUCUAAUUUUGCAUCCAGACAAAAAUGAAGGUGUUGAGAAAAGUGAAAAAAUCGAAACAAGCGCUGACAGUUUUAACACAUUAAAAUGUGCAUACGAGUUUUUGAUGAAUGAGAAUCUCAGGAAAAAGUAUAACCACUAUGUAGCUGAGGAGAAGGCAAAAGAAGAAAACAAAAAAGUGAAAAAUGUGAGACCCAGUAACAUUAGUCUUAGCAGGUUUUUGGAUGAAAAAAUAUUUGAUGCUCAUAAGAAUGAAAAAUUAGCAUACAAACGAAAAUUAGAAGAACAGGAAAAAAAAGCUGCGAGGGAAAGGAAGUGUUAUGCUUCGAGAAACACAUCAGAGACGUGGCAAUCAAGUAUGAAGCAUUCUCCUUCUUCAACUUUUAAUUACCGUGCGUGUGGGAAGAGGAAAAAAAAAAAAAAAAAAAAUGCAGACGAGGAGAUUGGCGAAGAAGCAGAUGGUGAUGAAGAAGCGGAGGGUGAUGAAGAGGACAUGGACGAGAUACAGGCAAAAGGGAGAGGGGAAUAUUUAAAAAAAAUCAAAAGAGAGAAUGAAGAAUUCAUGAGAAAGUAUUCUGCUGAACCAUGUGGUAAGAAAAAGGGACAUGAAAAACUUAACGAUGAUAAAACAAUCGAAAUUUACCUUAACAAUUAUUUAUGCAACGUUAACUUACUCCAGGAAUAUAUAAAAGAAAAACAUUUUAUAAAUUUUUUUAUAAAUUUUAAUUUUUUAAAAUAUGAACUUAAUAUGAAUGAUAAAGAAAAGAACAAUGAAAGGAAAGUUGGAUAUUUUAUUUUCUCACAUCGAAGCGAAGCUAUAAGUGCUUAUCUAUAUUACAAAAAAAACGCAAACAAAAUAUAUCACAACUUUAAGUUAAAGUUGGUACUACCUUGUAAUGACAACAAAAAAGUAGGAAGAGAUCAAAUGUCAGAACAGCACAAGGGGGAGGAAGAAGACAAAAACAACAGUGACAAAAUUAUGAACGAAAUGGUUAAUGAAUUAGAUAAGAUGUUUUUUUCUGUCUGA
Molecule: messenger RNA, 1152 nt
Organism: Plasmodium gonderi
Lineage: Eukaryota; Apicomplexa; Aconoidasida; Haemosporida; Plasmodiidae
Product: DnaJ domain containing protein
Exons: 1
Coding region: 1-1152 (383 amino acids)
Biological process (GO): positive regulation of ATP-dependent activity
Molecular function (GO): ferrous iron binding; ATPase activator activity
Source: RefSeq, a predicted model, not a curated record